ACUUGACCCAGACGCAGCGCACCUCCCUUUCCCGGUCGCCCAACCCCCAUAAAACAGAAGUCACCGCCCGCUUCUGUCGCUCUCACACCAACAUGACUACCGCUUCAACUCUCAGACAGGCCUGCUGAAGCAUUAUGGGAAAUGUAGUUAAAAUGGCUCUAGCUUAUUCGAGAAGGCGAGGCUUCACCAAAAUACAACUCCCAUCUCGACCCUCGCACGCCGAGUCCCGUCAUCCAAUCUGAAUAUGUGGGAGGAGCGUAUCCGCCCACAAAAGCCACAGCUAUCUGCUCGUAUCUCCCUCUUAAAAAAACAACAAUUGUCCGUGAAAAAAGGGAACACGCUGAUAAAAUACAAAAACCGGUGACCAUUUGUGUUCGGUGCACGGCGGCCGGCGACGAGGCGUCCCCGCGUCGUGUGGGAGAAAACCAGCGGUGACAGGCAGGAGCAGCGAGGAGGGUGUUGUCCUGAUGCUUAAAUGGAAGUGGGUGGGCCUCUACGGUCACACAGUGCCAACUUCUCUGUGGAUAUCGAUCUGACAGGCAUCAAUUUGCUCGCGUAUGGACUCUCUAUCCGCUAACAGAGACGCACGACUGCGCCGCGAGGAGCUUUGAGGCGCGAGGACGGUCACGCGGGGCUCUCCGUUGUUUCCGUUAUUUGGGACUGCUUGAUUGUGCUCGCGCUUGGCACCGCCCUUCCUGGCCGGUGGGUGGUUUCGUCAAACGAGGAGAUCCGCCACGGCUCAGAGCCGAACAUAUAGGCGUCCUCCGCCUCUUUACCCGGCCGGCCUUCCACCGUGAACUACACCCUCUUCCUCUCGGUAUAUUAAUGCGUUAUGAGUGACUCGAAGAAGGAAUCAUCUGGAACUGAAGGAGGGAAAGCAUCUAAAAGAGGGAAAAGUUCUGCUUCACAGGAUUCCUCUCAGCCCUCGCCCUUGGCUCUGCUGGCGGCCACCUGCAGUAAGAUCGGAGGGCAGGGGGGAACAGAGGGGUCCCAGGCCCAGGCGGGUGCCCCACAGAUCCAGGUUCAGGCGGGUCAAAUCCAGUUGCAGGCCGGUCAGCUCCAGGGUCAGAUAGUGGUGGACGCAGCUGGGGGUCAGGCUCUGAUGCCCCAGCAGCUGGAACUGAUCCCAGCUCAGUUCACGGGGAACGGUUGGCAGAUCAUUACAGCAGCGCCUGCCAUGGCCAAGGAGAACGCCAGUCAGCCCGUCGCGGUAUCGGUGGCCACCACUGUGGCCAACGACAGCUCACCUGUUGGACGGAAGCUAAAAGCAGCAGGUGGGAGCAACAGUGUGACCGCGGGUCAGCCACAGCAGCAGCAAUACCAGAUCAUCCAGGUUCAAAACCUCUCUAAUGCUGCUGGCGGUGUCCAAUAUCAGGUCAUCCCCCACCUGCAAACUGCAGAUGGACAGCAAGUACACAUUAGCCCCCAGCCUGCUUCCAUUGGAGCUCUGCCUGAGCAGGUUCAGCUAAUUCAGAACCCCAACUCUGGCCAGACUCAGGCUAUCCUCCAGCCGGCCAACCAGCAGACUAUCCUCCCAAGCACAACCAAUCAGACCGUCCCUCUGCAGAUCCGUCCAGCACAGUCCUUUCCACUUCAGCUGCAGACUCUACAGGGCUCUCAGCCCCCUGUCAUGACCACAGUACCCAUAAACCUAGGUGGCAUGACCCUGGCUUUACCUGUAAUCAAUAACGUUGGAGCGGGCGGAGCCGUUCAGCUCAUCCAAUCAGCGGAUGGCACAUUUUCUGUUGCUAAUGGCAACCAGCUGGUGACAACAGCUGUUUCUGGAGCUGCUCCAGCUGCAACUGGAUCCACAGCAGCGGCAGCUGAGGGCGACGGCGUGUCAGACGCGGCUCAAGUGGUUUCUACAGGAUCAGCUGACGCUCAGGUACAGAGCAGCGAGGCAGAUUCUCAGAACCAAAACCAAGCCAACGGGCUGCAGAAUCAGACUGACGCCGUCGGAACCAUCCAGCAGGUGAUCGUGGGUCAGGUUGGGCAUCAGCUGGUCCAGCAGAUCCAGUUGCAACCCCAAGCCCAGAGUCAGGGUCAGCCACAGAACCAGCAGCAGCCUCAGCAGAUUCAGACCCUUCAGUUGGCGCCAGGACAAACUCUGCAGCCCAUCCAGGCCAUCCAGAACCCAGCCCAGGUUCUCAUUCGCACUCCUACUCUGUCACCUUCUGGGCAAAUCACCUGGCAGACGUUGCAACUUCCUGGAGGAGUGUCGCUGCAGGGCGGUCUCGGGGCGGCUGUGCCGCAGCAGCUGACCCUGGCCCCGGUUGCAGGCGGUGCGACGGUGGGGGGUGGGGGGUUGGUCUCCCUGAGCGGCACUCCCUUGACUUUGAGUGCAGCUCAGAUCAACCCAGGCUCAGGGGUACAAACGGUCAGCAUCGCAGGACUGGGCACUGCUGGGGUUCAGGUGCAGGGGGUUCCUCUCACCAUCACCGGUCUGCAGGGUCAAACACAGGGUCAGGAUGGGGUCAAAGUUCAGUCCUCUCCUGUGACAGUCACUGUCGGCAACAUGGCUUCAGGUUCAUCCAUGAGUCCAGAUCAGCUCGGCUCAGUUCAGAGUUCCUCGGAUCAGGAGGGCCAGCCCAGCAAGCGGCUCAGACGCGUCGCCUGCUCCUGUCCCAACUGCAGGGAUGGAGAGGGGAGAAACAGUGGAGAUCCCACAAAGAAGAAGCAGCACAUCUGCCACAUGGAGGGCUGCGGGAAGGUUUAUGGAAAGACGUCCCACUUGAGGGCACACCUGCGCUGGCACACGGGCGAGCGGCCAUUUGUAUGCAACUGGAUCUUCUGCGGCAAAAGAUUCACCCGGAGUGACGAGCUGCAGAGACACCGGAGAACACACACAGGAGAAAAGCGCUUCGAGUGUCCCGAAUGCUCAAAGCGUUUCAUGCGCAGCGACCAUCUCUCCAAGCACAUCAAGACCCACCAGAACAAGAAGAGUGGCGCAGCCGUGGCAAUCAUCACCACUGAGGACAUGGAGGACGACGCCGCUGAAGGCUUAGGAGACUCCCCUCAGAUCGUCUCUGUGGGAUCCUGCGACCCCACCACACCCACCACCUCCAACCACUUGGAGGAAGAAGAAGAUGAGGAGUUUGAAUAGAUGAUGGACGUCUGUUAUUUUGCCGAACUGGCUUCCAGUUUGCUUUUUGUUUUGUUUCAGAGAUCUUUGCAGGGACUUCUCGUUUUUUUUUUUUUUUUUUGUAGAUUUUACAUAAUUAUCUCGUUUUUGCUCCCUCCUGAACAGAAACUUAAAGAGACGGGAUCACCAUGGACAUAGAAAAUAUAGAGAUCACAGUCUAAAAAAUUAAUAUAUAACAAAUCAAGUGUAUGGAAAAGAUGAGUUUGGCAUUUCCUAAACGAUGGGAAGAAAGAAAUUCAAAGAGAUUAGCACAAGACGGGGACCUGCUGAAUUCCAAACCAACACAGCAGCCUUUUUCUAAAGAAUCGAACUCUAUGCACACAGUUGCUUUCCUGUUUCUACCUGUCAAACAGUGCUGAGGGUCAAUCAUGGUACAGGACGGUUGCAGAUCAGCUACAGAGCAGUGACAGCUUUGGGAAACUGUGUGUGAGUGUGUGUGAAUGUUUUUACAAAGGAUGUACCUACCAGAAGUUGAAUCUACAGUUCAGGUGAAGUCUUCGGGUUCAAGUAACAUGUUUAUUUUCUUUGACUAAUCAACAAAAAUAACCGUUGCUACAGAAAACGGUUGGGGAAUAAUUUACAGAGACGAAAAAAAAGCACAUUUAAAAAGAUUUAUGAUGCAUUCCUAUUGAGGCGCGAUGGCCAUUAGAAAGAAACAUUUCUAUAGAGGAAAAAAGAAAAAAACAAUCUAGCUUUCUACAACUUUGGUUGUGUAGUAAAAGCAAUACUACAAUGACAAUCCAACUGAAACCUUGUUUACAUUGUCAGAGGAAGUUUUGUUCAGUGGUCUGACCAGAUGCUGCCGUCUGAUCAGACCUGGUUGCUGAGAGGCUUCACAUCUGCAGCAGUCCCGUGAGUCGGCGUGGUUUGAGCGCCACUAAGGGUUUGUCAGAUGGUAGCAUUGUCGCUGUUGGUACAUGUUGGCUCCUGUGCUCCGGUGAAGACCCCACCCCCACCCCACCCCGUCCCUCUUUAACCCCGUCACAUGACCCAUGUACCACAAUUGCCUUAACACAAGCUGUUGUACAGAGGGCACUUCAGAGGGAGCUGGGUAAAGAACGCGGAGAGCACAGGCAGGCCGGGCUGAAGAGAAGCAGGAAGAGCCGGGUUGGGUUGAACCAUUUAGAUUUUUUGGGGGGUGUAACAAGGGGUUAUCUGCUGGUGUUGCUCUGUUAGUUCAACUCUCACCUUCUUUUUAAGAAACAAAACACCAUUUUAUAGAAUUUAUUAGCAGUCUUAACACCCAAGUGUGUCAGUACACAAGGCCCGUCUGUUUAUGGCUAAUUUAUUAUUUUUAUUUUGUCAAAUGUGUCUUUUGCUGAAGUUGUAUUUGUGUGUGUUGUUUCUAAGGUUGCAUGUUUCAGUUUUUUGCACUAGUGCUGCUUCUCUUCUUUACUAUUUGUGCUUAAGUUUUGAUUUUUUUUUUUUUUUAUAUAUACAUCUCACCACUGGGCUUUGCUUAUUCUUUUUCUCUGUGCACCAUUUGUUUUUGGAGAAAAAUAAAUAAUGAAACAAAAAGAAACAAAAAAAAACCCUUAUGUUGCUUCAAGUUGAGAUACCAAACAAAAUUUAGAUGUUUUUGGUAAUCUUUUGUGUGACGGCGGAUGUUUCUCCUUUUAGUUCGGGUACUUUGUAGUGACAUCUCAUUUGUAAAUCUUUUUCUAAAGAUGUUUCUUCGUCUCCAUGAUGUUUGAUAAAUGGGUUUUUUGGCAGGUUAGCCUCAAAGGCUCCAAUUGAUCAAUAUUUUUAAAACUGGUUUGUACAAAUGUGUUGUCAGUAAAAAAAAAAAAGAUAUCUUCAUGCAGAAAAUAUGCUUUGCCUGCAUAAACCUUGACAAUAAAGUGAGUCUUACAUUUC
Molecule: messenger RNA, 4999 nt
Organism: Oryzias latipes (Japanese medaka)
Lineage: Eukaryota; Metazoa; Chordata; Actinopteri; Beloniformes; Adrianichthyidae
Gene: sp4
Product: sp4 transcription factor
Biological process (GO): regulation of transcription by RNA polymerase II
Molecular function (GO): DNA-binding transcription factor activity, RNA polymerase II-specific; RNA polymerase II cis-regulatory region sequence-specific DNA binding
Source: RefSeq, a predicted model, not a curated record